Alnus glutinosa is the source of this 672-nucleotide messenger RNA. RefSeq lists its product as uncharacterized. Gene Ontology annotation, biological process: proton motive force-driven ATP synthesis. Bases 139 to 507 code for a protein of 122 amino acids. NCBI's taxonomy places the organism in Eukaryota, Viridiplantae, Streptophyta, Magnoliopsida, Fagales, Betulaceae. The record is from RefSeq and is a predicted model, not a curated record. Gene Ontology annotation, molecular function: proton transmembrane transporter activity. The transcript is spliced from 3 exons.
UCAAAAAUUUGGAAUUACAAACUAAAACCCCUGUCCUUCGAAUUGACUCGGCUCUCGUAAAGAAGGUUUUCUCACUCCAAAACCCUAAAUUCUCCGAAAUUUAGAGAAAAUUAAUUUGAGGUUUAGUUCAGGGUGUCCAUGGCGUCAAAGUUACCUCAGUUGCAAACUAAGUUGGCUCAGGCUUCACAGUAUGCGACCAAACAUGGAGGUGCCUGGUACAAGCAGUUGUUGGAGCAGAACAAGCAAUAUAUCCAAGAACCACCCACCAUUGAGAAGUGCCAAAAACUAGCAAAUGAGUUGUUUUACACUCGUCUUGCCAGUAUUCCUGGUCGCUAUGAGUCCUUCCGGAAGGAAGUGGACUAUGUGAAGCACCUAUUUAGAAACAGGCAGGAGCUGAAGGUAGAGAAUGCUGGCAUUGGUGUUCUGUUUGCACUUGAGUGCCUUGCCUGGUUUUAUGGCGGUGAGAUUGUGGGGAGAGGAUUUACAUUCACAGGUUACCAUGUUUGAGUGGAUGCUUUAGGAAUAGACAUCCUCCUAGUAGCUCGAUUAUGGAAAGAUUCUUACAUGUUGGUCGCCUGAUUGACCAAUGAGCUUUUUUACAUGCAAAGAUUUGUUUUCUAUAAAUUUGAAGUUGGUAGCUAGUGCAAUAAUAAUCUUAUGACUUCGAUGAAA